This is a messenger RNA of Impatiens glandulifera, 1139 nucleotides long. Its product is annotated as transcription factor TCP20-like. Gene Ontology annotation, cellular component: nucleus. Gene Ontology annotation, molecular function: DNA-binding transcription factor activity; sequence-specific DNA binding. The coding region runs from base 130 to 840 and encodes 236 amino acids. The record is from RefSeq and is a predicted model, not a curated record. NCBI's taxonomy places the organism in Eukaryota, Viridiplantae, Streptophyta, Magnoliopsida, Ericales, Balsaminaceae. The transcript has a single exon.
UUUACACAAAGAGGGAAAGAGAGAGUCAUAAAACUAGGACUUUGUCAUGUCUCCUUCAUCAUCAAUAAAAGAAGUUGUCUUCUAAAAUCAUCUCCCAAUGAAUUGAAGAACAAGAAGAAAAAGAAGAAGAUGUCAUCAGAAAACCCUAAAGGAGAUGAAAUGAAGCUUCAUCUAACUCCAAAGAGAAGUUCAAACAAGGACAGGCACAAAAAAGUUGAUGGAAGGGGAAGAAGAAUUCGAAUGCCUGCUCUAUGCGCGGCUAGGAUCUUUCAGCUAACGAAAGAAUUGGGUCAUAAAUCGGAUGGUGAGACAAUCCAGUGGCUCCUACAGCAAUCAGAACCGUCUAUCAUAGCUGUAACUGGAACUGGGACAAUUCCAGCAUCAGCAAUGUCAACCUCUGGUGCCUCUGCUUCAGAACAGAGGAACUCUGUUUCAGUCGGUUUUCAGUCUAAAAUGGAUGGUUGGACUAUGAUGAAUGGAAAUUUAAUCAGAUCCCAUUUGAACAAUGGUUAUUGGCCUUCGACUGUUUCAGGAGGAGGAGGAGGAGGAUUUUCUGGUUCUGGUUUCACCCAAAACCCAUUGACUGAUAAUUCGAAUUUCCCAUCCAAAGUAGUUGGUGUCCAUGGAUAUGAUCAUCAAAAUCAUCCUCAUCCUAAUAUAAGUAUAGGGCAAUUGAGUUUCUCAAGCCUUUUGAGUGGAAACGGGCAUCAAUUUCCAGGUUUGGAGCUUGGGCUUUCUCAAGAUGGUAAUUUUGGGCUUUUGAGUCAAUUGUAUCAGCAGAUGGGGCAGGGGAGAGGAGGAGUUGAAAAUGACAAGGAUGACUCUCCAGGACCAAAAUGAAGAAGAAGAUUUUAUAUGGAGGAACCAGAUUAUGAUGAUGAAGAAGAAGAAGAAGGGUAUGUUUUUAGAACUCUUGGCACUUUAGAAGUUUGUUUCAAAUGAUCAAUGAAUCAAACGAUUUGUUGUUUAUUUGAAUUUUCUGGGUUUGAUUAUUAAGUAAAACUUAUUUUUGUACUUACUAAGAACAAUUGCAAGUAUAGCCAAAACAAAAUUAAGAAUUCAGUUGUGUUGUGAUUCUGUAACAAGUGUGUCAAUAUAUUUAUUUGUGAGUUAAUUUGAUUUGGUGCUUUAAGCAUUGA